AUUUUGACAGUCAAUCUGAUGUGCCCUGUCAAAUCGAUAAAUUGAUAUUGUUCAGUUUUCUAUUUAUUUGUUCACUAAAUUAGAGUUUUAAUUAUUAACGUAUGAAGUGAUUGCUCAUUUCUGCAUCGAAUUGCAUCAUUUCUUGAUCCCUUUUGGUCAACCAAAUUCAUUUCUAAUAGUAUAGUUGAAAAUGCAAGAUACACGACCUGAAUUGUACGAGGAAGUUAAACUUCACAGAAAUGCCAGGGAACGUGAAAAACAUGAUAAUAUGGCGGAACUGUAUGCAGUAGUGAGCACCUUACAGCAUCUAGAGAAAGCAUAUAUGAGGGACUGUGUAAGAGCACAAGAGUAUACUGCAGCAUGCAGUCGUCUACUUGUUCAAUACAAGGUCGCCUUCAAACAAGUGUCGGGGGAUGAGUUUCCUACCAUUGAGUCAUUUGUUACAAAAUACAGAUUAGAUUGCCCGGCUGCGUUAGAGAGGAUAAGAGAAAACAAACCAAAUUUGAUAAAGGAUGAUAAAGGAAACACAAAUAAAUAUAUUGCAGAAAUUGUUUCCUUGUUCAUAACAUUGAUGGACAAGUUGAGGCUGGAGUUUCGUGCGAUGGACAUGAUUCAGCCAGAGUUGAGGGACCUGCGUGAUACCAUGGAUCGUCUACUGAUGCUGCCUGAGGACUUCGAGGGCAAAAUUAAGGUGCAAGAGUGGGUGGACAGGUUGUCCGGUAUGUCUGCAUCAGACGAGUUGUCCGAGACACAGGUGAGGCAGUUACUGUUUGACCUGGAAACAUCGUACGGCGCCUUCAAUAAAUUCCUGCACAAAGACUAAGUACAGCUGAUUCGUCCGGUUUCAAGGUGUUGCCAUGUCUGAGGUCUCGGAUUCGAUUUCCGGUCGGGUACUUUGGCUCAAAAGUGUUGUGUCCAACGUUUAUAUUGUUUAUCUAACAUAUAAUAUAUUGUAUCAUAUGAUGUAAGUUACUCAAUUUAAUUAAUAUUAAUUAUUGUAAUAUACAACUUUAAAAAUUUC
Molecule: messenger RNA, 1021 nt
Organism: Diatraea saccharalis (sugarcane borer)
Lineage: Eukaryota; Metazoa; Arthropoda; Insecta; Lepidoptera; Crambidae
Source: the annotation of a GenBank genome assembly